AUCAAUCAAACACUGGAACUCAAUCAUCAAUGGCGACUGCAACUUCUUCUCCUGCUUGCCAAUUCUUGACUCAUUUUGGGUCUCCAAGACCUCAUCCAAUUAUCUUCUCUCCCAUCUCCAAACAGACCCAUUUUCAACCUUACAGAAUCAUAGCUAAUGGUUCACUCCGAAAUAACUACUUCUCUCCAACUCCAACAAUCUCCUCCAAUUCUCCACUGCUAGUAAAAGCUCAAGCUUCCAUCAACGGAGAAAGAGAACCCAUGGUUCCUCCUUACAAUGUUCUUAUAACUGGCUCAAGCAAAGGAAUAGGGUAUGCCUUGGCGAAAAAAUUUCUGAUCGCAGGUGACAAUGUCAUAAUUUGUUCAAGAUCCGCUGAACGGGUGGAAUCUGCUGUUAACAACCUCAGAGAAGAAUAUGGGGAACAACGUGUGUGGGGUACUCAGUGUGAUGUUAGAGAGGCAGAGAGUGUGAAGAAUUUAGUUUUAUUUGCACAAAAGAACCUGGGGUACAUCGACAUAUGGAUUAAUAAUGCAGGAUCCAAUGCCUAUAGUUAUAAACCAUUGGCAGAAGCAUCAGAUGAAGAUCUUAUUGAAGUUGUUUCUACAAACACCCUUGGGUUGAUGAUUUGCUGCCGAGAGGCCAUCAAGAUGAUGUUGCAGCAGCCUCGAGGUGGUCAUAUUUUUAACAUUGAUGGAGCCGGUUCAGACGGAAGACCAACCCCAAGGUUUGCUGCAUAUGGAGCAACCAAACGUAGUGUUGUGCAUUUGACAAAAUCGCUGCAGGCUGAACUGCAGAUGCAAGAUGUUAAAAAUGUCGUAGUACAUAAUUUAUCGCCUGGAAUGGUUACAACUGAUCUUCUCAUGUCUGGUGCAACCACAAAGCAGGCCAAGUUUUUCAUCAAUGUUUUAGCAGAACCCGCUGAAGUGGUUGCAGACUACCUUGUGCCGAAUAUCAGGUCGAUCCCAGCAAGUGGAUCAUGGAAGCCAACGUAUAUUCGGUUCCUCACUGGAUUGAAAGCUUACUCUCAAAUAUUUUCAAGACUAGCAUUCGGUGCAAGACGAAACCGAUACGUGCAUGAAGAUUGAAGAACAUCAUCCAAUAUGUAAAGUUCCUAAAUCUUUAAGAUCCCACCCCCAUUUUUCUAUGCCAAAAUUGGUGUAUAACAUCCGCAGAAUUCAUGUACAUAUUGUUUUUUGUUUAGCAAGAAUUCCAUCCCUAAUGCUUUUCAA
Molecule: messenger RNA, 1229 nt
Organism: Gossypium arboreum
Lineage: Eukaryota; Viridiplantae; Streptophyta; Magnoliopsida; Malvales; Malvaceae
Product: chlorophyll(ide) b reductase NOL, chloroplastic
Exons: 13
Coding region: 30-1085 (351 amino acids)
Molecular function (GO): oxidoreductase activity
Source: RefSeq, a predicted model, not a curated record